AUGCGGUUGUCCGGCAUCCAAUCCACUCGCCUUUCUCACCAUGUGCCUAGACGAUUGCCUAUUCCAUCUCAAGAUGCAGAUGUCAUCCCUAAUAGUCUCCGAAAAACCCUAGAGGCGCACCGUUCCUCUAAUCGGGCCCGCCUGAUCCGCAAAGUAUAUCCGCGUACACAGGCCGCCGGUCUUUUUCGUCCUUGGAUCCCUCCAGAAAAUCGCGCAGGCUAUCGUCCACCAGAACCUUCAAGCCACACUGCAGAACACUCGGAACCUUCGAAGAAGCCUAUCGGGAAAAGACGUAGACGGCAGAGCUCCGCAAAAUCCCUAUCACCAGGUGACUCGAUAAUCGCCAUCCGAGGUGCAGAUCACCAUAUACCGGAACAGUCUCCGUGGGCUGAUCUCCUGCAUUCAAGUCAGGGCACCGGGGAUGCCUCUACACAUUUAGAUGCAGAGAUCCGAGCUCUGCAUCACUAUCUUGUUCCGAGUUCGCGUGAACAGAGUCGCAUAACUCAGCUUACAGAAGAGAUCAACUCUCUACUGGCCUAUGUCGCUCCGCAUACACCACGAACCAUCGGGUCCCAUUACACAGGUCUAGCGCUGGCGCAUUCAGAUCUGAAUUUCCUCUUUCCCUUCGAAGACAUCCUGCGGCCCCGAGACUCUCCACGCGGUCCAAGUGCCACUCGUCCACAGAUCCGAGAUGCUCAUACAAACCUCCUCCGAGAUGUCGAAUCUACCUUGAAGAAUACUAUCGCCUUUUCCGAUCAGCUCAAAUGGAUCGGAAAGGGUAAAACUGCUCUCGAAGCUUGUCAUAAACCUACCGGUCUGAUACUCCGUUUUCACUGCGGAGAGUCGGUCCCUGCUCUCGCAGAAUUCAUCAAAGACUCCUCACUCGAGUACCCUGCCCUGAAACCACUGUAUACUAGCGCACGCACAUUGCUAGAAUCUCGUGGUCUCUUCGGUCCCACUCAAGGAAAUAUCAGUUCCGAGGCUCUAGCAAUCUUGGUUAUCGCGUUCCUGAAAUCGAGUCAUGGUCGCUUUCCAGGCUCCUAUCGUCUUGGUGAUCAGUUCAUGGACCUUUUACGAUUUUACGCUACGGAUAUUAAUCUGACGUCUGCUGGUGUCGCUGUUCAUCCGCUAAGCUUCUUUGGUCCUGAUGUUAUGCGCGCUUCGAUGGAUGGUGAUGAUACCGAGUCCGCUGCUCGUCGUGGUCAGAAAUCCCUUCUAGGUGCGAAGCGCAAUGCUGCUUUGAAGGGAAAUUUACCUGCGGAUCGGAGAUUGUGUAUUCAGGAUCCGACGCAUUUUAUGAAUGAUCUUGGUCGCGGAUGUACUCGUACACCUGAGCUACAAAGUGCCUUGAAAAUAGCACAUGAGCAGCUCAGACAGGCGUGCGAUGUGUGGGAGGGAGGAGAAAAUCGGACCUCGAUUUUGAAAACUGCUCUUCGAGCGAACUUUGAUGGAUUGGAGAAAGUUCGAGAGCGGGUCUUGGCCUCAGCUUGGAUUUGA
Penicillium malachiteum is the source of this 1497-nucleotide messenger RNA. RefSeq lists its product as uncharacterized. Gene Ontology annotation, biological process: RNA 3'-end processing. Gene Ontology annotation, cellular component: TRAMP complex; nucleolus. The coding region runs from base 1 to 1497 and encodes 498 amino acids. The transcript has a single exon. Gene Ontology annotation, molecular function: mRNA binding; poly(A) RNA polymerase activity. Lineage: Eukaryota; Fungi; Ascomycota; Eurotiomycetes; Eurotiales; Aspergillaceae. The record is from RefSeq and is a predicted model, not a curated record.